Molecule: messenger RNA, 2605 nt
Organism: Aspergillus novofumigatus IBT 16806
Lineage: Eukaryota; Fungi; Ascomycota; Eurotiomycetes; Eurotiales; Aspergillaceae
Gene: lysF
Product: homoaconitase LysF
Exons: 7
Coding region: 330-2450 (706 amino acids)
Biological process (GO): L-lysine biosynthetic process
Molecular function (GO): 4 iron, 4 sulfur cluster binding; homoaconitate hydratase activity
Source: RefSeq, a predicted model, not a curated record
GGUAACCGGAGAAUCGACCCAAUAUCCUAUGGAGCAGGACUUGCAUAAUUGCAGGGCACAGGCCGCCUAUCAUUGAUACCUGAGGCACCAAGAGAAAGCCAGGCACCCAGGCACACCAACCCGGAUCAAGACGGACGAACCAGUGAGCGUUGAUUAUUAAGGUACCCCGGAUGCUGCGUCCGGGAUCGGGUGCGACACCGAAUAAUUGCCCGAUUUUCUGGUCGCGACUCAAUUUUUCCCUUUGGGGUUCUUGUUCUUUGGCCAUUUCUGUGAUACCCUCUUUUGUUUUCCUUGGUCAAUUUGCAUUGUAUCUUUAAGUAUAGCUCAUGAUGUUUAAACGCACCGGAUCUUUGCUGCUUCGGUGCAGAGCAUCGCGAGCCCCCACCCUUACCGAGAAGAUCGUACAGGCGUAUUCCCUGGGUCUCGCCGAAGGCCAAUACGUCAAGGCUGGAGACUAUGUGAUGCUGAGCCCCCAUCGUUGUAUGACCCACGACAACUCAUGGCCCACCGCGCUCAAGUUUAUGGCAAUUGGCGCAUCCAAGGUCCACAACCCCGAUCAGAUUGUCAUGACCUUAGACCACGAUGUCCAGAACAAGAGCGAGAAGAACCUGAAGAAAUACGAAUCGAUUGAGAAGUUUGCCAACCAGCAUGGCAUCGACUUCUACCCAGCCGGUCACGGUGUCGGCCAUCAGAUCAUGAUUGAGGAGGGAUAUGCCUUCCCCGGCACCGUCACUGUGGCUAGUGACAGUCACUCCAACAUGUACGGUGGCGUUGGUUGUCUCGGUACUCCCAUGGUUCGUACCGAUGCCGCGACUAUCUGGGCUACCGGCCGUACCUGGUGGAAGGUCCCCCCUAUCGCAAAGGUGCAGUUCACCGGCACUCUCCCUGAGGGUGUCACCGGAAAGGACGUCAUUGUCGCUUUGUCAGGUCUCUUCAACAAAGAUGAGGUUCUGAACUACGCGAUUGAGUUUACUGGCUCGGAGGAGACCAUGAAGAGUCUCUCUGUCGACACCCGUCUGACCAUCGCCAACAUGACCACCGAAUGGGGCGCGCUGACCGGACUGUUCCCCAUCGACUCGACCCUGGAGCAGUGGCUGAGACGCAGGGCCGCUACCGCACCACGCACGGAGACGGCGCGUCGAUUUGCCGAGGAGCGUAUCAACGAGUUGUUCGCCAACCCCACCGUCGCUGACCGUGGAGCCAAGUACGCCAAAUAUCUGUACCUGGAUCUGUCGACCCUGUCGCCCUACGUUUCCGGACCGAACUCCGUCAAGGUCGCCACCCCCAUUGACGAACUGGAGAAGCAAAAGCUGAAGAUCGACAAAGCCUACUUGGUAUCCUGCACUAACUCGAGAGCGUCGGAUAUUGCCGCCGCGGCCAAGGUGUUCAAGGACGCCGUUGCCAGGACGGGUGGGCCUGUGAAGGUCGCGGACGGCGUCGAGUUCUACGUCGCGGCGGCUUCCAAGGCUGAACAGAAGAUUGCAGAGGAGGCAGGUGACUGGCAAGCUCUGAUAGACGCCGGCGCUAUCCCCCUGCCAGCGGGUUGCGCCGUCUGUAUUGGUCUGGGUGCCGGUCUCCUCAAGGAGGGCGAAGUUGGAAUCUCAGCCAGUAACCGAAACUUCAAGGGCCGCAUGGGUUCCCCUGAUGCCAAGGCCUAUCUUGCCAGUCCUGAAGUUGUCGCGGCCAGUGCACUGAACGGUGCUAUUAGCGGACCCGGCAUCUACAAGCGCCCCGAAGACUGGGCCGGCGUCUCCAUCGGUGAAGGAGAAGUUGUCGAGUCCGGCACUCGCAUCGACACGACUUUGGAAGCAAUGGAGAAGUUCAUUGGACAGCUGGAUAGCAUGAUCGAGUCGUCGAGCAAGGCCGUGAUGCCGGAGGAGUCGACUGGCUCCGGGGCCGCCGAGGUGGACAUCGUUCCCGGCUUCCCCGAGAAGAUCGAGGGUGAAAUCCUCUUCCUUGAUGCUGAUAACAUCAGCACUGAUGGCAUCUACCCUGGCAAAUACACAUACCAGGACGACGUCACCAAGGACAAGAUGGCGCAGGUCUGCAUGGAGAACUACGAUCCUGCCUUUACCGGCAUCGCCCGCGCAGGAGACAUCUUCGUCUCCGGCUUCAACUUCGGCUGCGGCUCCUCCCGCGAGCAAGCCGCCACCUCCAUCCUUGCCAAGCAACUCCCCUCCCGCAACGCCGUCAAUAACGCCCUCCCUCUGCUCGAGAUGCCUCGCCUCGUCGAGCGCCUGCGCGAAGCCUUUGGUAACGAAAAGCAACCCACCCGCCGCACGGGAUGGACCUUCACCUGGAACGUGCGCACCUCCCAGGUCACCGUCCAGGAAGGCCCGGGCGGUGAAACCUGGAGCCAGAGCGUACCUGCUUUCCCGCCGAACCUGCAAGACAUCAUUGCCCAGGGCGGAUUAGAGAAGUGGGUGAAGAAGGAGAUUAGCAAGGCUUGAUCGUGUACAUGUACUUUUCAGUCAGUGUAAAAGAUCCCCUUUUUUUUUCCUUUUCAUGGGUGCAUUGCGUGUUGAGCCUGGACCUGGACCUGGAGAUAGUCUGGAUGAUUUGAUAUCCCUUAGAAGUUAGAAUGGCCGGCGGAGAACUUUUCCGU